AUGCCAGCCAUUGGGCUCGGUACUUGGUCGCCUGACGAUAGAACUCAGAUUCGCGAAUGCGUCGAAUACGCUAUCUUAGAGGCUGGCUACAGACACAUCGAUACGGCUUACUUGUAUGGAUGUGAAGAUCAGGUGGGAGAGGCGGUCAGAAACGCCAUUGCCACAGGAAAAGUGACUCGUGAUGAAUUGUUCAUCACCACAAAAGUCUGGCCCACAUUUCAUAAACACAUGGAGGAUGGCUUGGAUUUGUCGCUCAAGGCCUCGGGCCUGGAUUAUUUUGACUUGGUGUUGGUGCAUUGGCCAAUUCCGCUUAAGUGCGACAGUGAUGAUGGAACGCCCUUCUGGCCAACCAAUGCGGACGGCUUUGUCGCAAGAGAUCCGUCUAGCGAUCACAUCACCAUGUAUCAACAAUUGGAGAAGUGCAUGGAGAAUGGUAAAGCUAAGGCUAUUGGAGUUUCAAACUAUUCGAUUCCGAAACUGGAAAGCUUGCUCAAAAAGUGCAAAUACGUUCCGGCAGUCAAUCAAUGUGAACUUCAUCCACUGCUUCCACGUCGCGAUCUUUGCGAUUUCUGCACUUCCAAAGGCAUUGUCAUGACCUCAUACUUUCCUUUUGGCGGUGACGGGGCUCCAAUUUUGAAAAACGAGACAAUUGCAGAAAUUGCUAAAAAGUAUUCGGUCAGUUCGAGUACAAUUCUGUUGAGCUACCACGUCAACUUGGGUGUGUCUGUCGUUCCCAAAUCGUUUAAGCCGCACAGAAUCAAGUUGAACGGGAAGAUUGUCUACCUCCAGAAGGAAGACCUGGAGAAGCUCAUAGACAUUGGAAGAGAAAAGCCACACAAGUUCAACAAGAUCAAUUAUGAUGUUGAUCUGGAGUUCGGCAAGGAAGAUUGGUAA
This is a messenger RNA of Ogataea haglerorum, 894 nucleotides long. RefSeq lists its product as uncharacterized. The transcript has a single exon. Gene Ontology annotation, molecular function: D-arabinose 1-dehydrogenase [NAD(P)+] activity; aldose reductase (NADPH) activity. Gene Ontology annotation, cellular component: cytosol. Lineage: Eukaryota; Fungi; Ascomycota; Pichiomycetes; Pichiales; Pichiaceae. The coding region runs from base 1 to 894 and encodes 297 amino acids. The record is from RefSeq and is a predicted model, not a curated record.